UACUGUACGAAUCGCAUCGGCUUGCUUCACUCUUAGACACGAGCAUCAUGGUCUAACAUGCACUGAGAACCCCGUCCCUCUCUCCCACCCUCAGCUUUAAUGCACAGAAUUGCUACUAAAUCACUGCAAAAGCUCAAACUGGUGUAAUCAUACAGAGAUUCUGGGCAUUAAACGCAUCAGAUGCACAGGUUAAGAGGGAAACUGCAUGGAGGAGACCGUUUGAAUUGAGCCUCAAGCUUGGGAUUCUCACUCAUGGCAUGAAAGUGUGUGUGUUUGGAUGGAUGAUUAUCUGUGCGUGUAUAUGCAACAGUAUCCAUUUUUUGUUUUAUUUUAUUUUAUUUAUUUAUUUUUGCAUUGUCCCUGCUCUGCAUGUAACAUCACAGAUGUAGUGAUAACAAAUUCCUCUAAAGAUUUCCAAAGCAACAUGAAUGUUAUUGCAAUAGAUGCAUAUGUUUGGAAGAGAAGCAAUGAUCUUUCUUGAUGAAAUGUGUGCAGAAAUGAGCAUGGAUUCGAUUGCUGAGAGGUGCAAAAUGUUAGAUUCAGAUUUAUUGCCAUAUGCACAGGUACAAAGCAGUACAGGUACAUUAUAACUCAGUCAAAUAAAUUUUCAUUUAAUUUAACCUUUUAAUUAAUUAAUUUUUAAUUUCAUUUCAUAUUAAUUUAAUUUAACAAAUAACACAUUUAAAAUAAAUUAUUAUAUAUAAACCCUAUCUGGCAUAGCCAGUAAGAAAAUUAAAAACACAACCCAUUCAUAGACGGUCGAGUGUAUGAAUUAAAUGUCCCUGCUAUGAGUGAGGCUGGAGGGAAAUAUUAUACCUCCUAUCUUAAUGUCUUUUGCAAUCAGUCUGACAGUGGGUGGAAAAAAAAACUAUUAUAAAAAUGUGCCUUAUGAGUGGCGAUCUAUAUUGGCCAUUGAUGUCUUCAGUUAUAUCCUGAGUUAUUCCACCUGAACACACAGUGAACUGGGUGAUUUUGAUCACUAAGAAUGCUCUGCGCAUUUCUCCUGCAACGCUGUGUGUAUAAUAUUUCCAUAGAGGGUAGCUCAGAGCUGAUGAUUCUCUCUGCAGUUUUGAUGGCCCGGUGAAGUGAUCUUCUUUCAGCCAGGGUGGUAUUUACAAACCAUAUGGUAAUGCUGCUGGUGAGAAAACUUUCAGCAUGGCCUCUGAAAGCCUGGGUGAGGGGCUGAGGGCUGAGUCUGGACUUCUUCAGCAGCCUGAUGAAGUAAAGCCUCUGCUGUGCUUUCUUCACUGUGACCAUGGUGUUAUCAGCCCAGUUCAGGUUUACAGCCAUGUGAAGGCCUAAAAACUUGUGACUAUCAGCCUGUUCCACCUCAGACCCUUUAAGGAUAAGAGGCUGCAGAGGCUUUUGUCUAUGUUAAGAACCAGGUCAUUUUCCUCACCAUAGACUAUGAUUCUGUUCACCAGUUUAUUAUACGAUGACUUUAAUGAGUCCAAGUAUGGUCAUGUCAUCUGCAUAUUUACACAGUGAUAUGAAUUAGCUUAAGCAAUGUGGUAACAACCAAUUUAUAUAUUAUUAACAUGAAACCAAAGGUUAAGGCUCUGGGUUACUGAUAAGAAGGUCGGGGGUUGAAGCCCCAGCAUUGCCAAGCUGCCACUGUUGGGCCCUUGAUCAAGGCCCUUAACCCUCUCUGCUCCAGGGGUGCUGUAUCAUGGCUGACUCUGCGCUCUGACCCCAGCUUCCUAACAAGCUGGGGUAUUCGAAGAAAAGAAUUUCAUUGUGCUAUAAUGUAUAUGUGACAAAUAAUGGCUUCUUCUUCUUCGAUACAGUGAUGCUGAGCCCUUAAGGGACGCUAUUUAAAAGAAAAAUAAGGAAUGCGAAGGAUUUGGUGAAAGUAAAUUUUGUGUAAAUGUAAGAAAUGAGCAAAGAAUGCUGGAGUAGGGAACACAUCCAGUAGACUAUAAUAAUUAAAGAUGCAAGGAAAUCAAGAGAAAUCUAGAAUGUUAUUAAUAUAACAUUAAUAACAGUGUUACUAUGUCAUUCACACACAAAAUCUAACUUGAAGAGAUUCUGUAAUGUACAGUGACACUCAUGAGAGUCAAUUUGAGCUCAUUUUCCUAUCAGGACCAAGAUUUCCAUUUUCACUGCACUGCCAUUUGUUCAACAGUAGAUGGAGUCUUAUAUCACCUCAAAAAACACUGACAGAGAAAAAUCUUUUAAAGCAAACUAUCAUUACUAUUACAGAUGCACAUUAGUUAUGAGUUACUUGCACAACAGUGUUGGCGAGUUGAAAUAAACCUGGUGUAGUUUAAGCCCUGAUAAGUGCACAGAUAUAAAGCUGAUGUGUACUGAUGGAUUACAUUCAUGCCUCAGCUUUCUUUCCCUCCUGUUUCGCCUGCCUCUGCAGGUUCUGCAUGUAUCCCUGCACCACUAUAUGCAUAAUGCAGAGACUUAUGUGAAAGCAGAUGCACGCUUUUCAUUUAAUCACAUUUGACAGACCACUUGUGAGGAAUAGCAAGAAGUAGCACAGCAUUUCCUGUGCUAAUUCCUGUGUUAAUUCUUGUUGUUUCCUCUGGUUACUAUUUGAUACUGUUUUUUGUUUUUUUAAUGAGUGUUAUUCUGCUAGUCUGAAAUUAUGAAUUUAAUUAAUUAUGGUUAUAUAUCAGUGUUUUGGUAGCGGAUAUAUAAAUAUAUAUCGAUCAGAUAUAACAUUAAAACCACCUGCUUAAUAAUGUGUAGGUCCCCCUUGUGCUGCCAAAACAGCUCUGACCCCACGAGCCACGGACUCCACAAUACCUCUGAAGGUGUCCUGUGGUAGCUGCAGAUCCUUUAAGUCCUGUAAGUUGUGAGAUGGGGCCUCAUGGAUCAGACUGUUUUGUCCAGCACAUCCCACAUAUGCGCGAUCCGAUUCCGCUCUGGGGAAUUUGGAGGCCAAAAUAACACCUUGAACUCUGUCAUAUUCCUCAGACCAUUCCUAAACAAUUGGUACUUGGUCUGCAACAAUGUUUAGGUAGGUGGUACAUGUCAAAGGAACAUCCACAUGAAUGCCAGGACCCAAGGUUUCUCAGCAGAACACUACCCAGAGCAUCACACUGCCUCCGCCUAACUUUCUUCCUUUAGUGCAUCCUGGUGCCAUCUCUUCCCUAGGUAAACGAUGUACUCGCACCCGGCAGUCCACGUGAUGUAAAAGAAAACGUGAUUCAUCAGACCAGGCCACCUUCUUCCAUUGCCCGAUGGUUCAGUUCUGAUGCUCACGAGUCCAUUGUAGGUGCUUUCGGCGGUGGACAGGGGUCAGCACGGGUACUCUGACCAGUCUGUAGCUACGCAGCCCCAUACGCAGCAAGCUGUGAUGCACUGUGUGUUCUGACUCCUUUCUAUCAUAACCAGCAUGAACUUUUUAACCAAUUUGUACUACAGUAACUCUUCUGUGGGAUCAGACCAGAUGGGCUAACCUUCGCUCCCCACGUGCACCACUGAGCCUUGCGUACCCAUGAACCUGUCCCUGGUUCACCGGUUGUCCUUCCUUGGAUCACUUUUGUUAGGUACUAAUCACUGCACACUGAGAACACCCCACAAGACCUGCCGUUUUGGAGAUGCUCUGACCCAGUCGUCUAACCAUCACAAUCUGGCCCAUGUCAAAGUGGCUCAGAUCCUUACACUUGUCCAUUUUUCUGCUACCAACACGUCAAGUUUGAGAACUGACUGUUCACUUGCUACCUAAUAUAAAUCAAUAAUAAUAAUAAUAAUAAAUCAAUGUUAUUCACGUCACCUGUCAGUGGUUUUAAUGUCAUGGCUAAUCGGUGUAUAUACAUAUACUUCUAUACAAGUGUUUUUACAAGAAUUAUGGCUUGAAUUGGUUUAUUUAGCUACUUAUGAUGAAUUAACUUGUUUCUAUUGUAUGUGGUUUUAAAGACCUCUGGAUUGUUGACACACUGUUAAGCUUGGGUCUCAAGCUAUGUUUAGAACAGUUUAUUGCGCCACAUCCCAUACUGACAGAGUCGUCUGAAAGCAUGUGACACACUCCACACUCCUUCCAGUGACCUUUCACUUCGCCAGUGCAUGUAGAUAUAGUGUUGAGUGAGCUGAUCAAGGAACACACAUACGCACAAGUCCACACACAUGUCCACUGCGGUAGGUCAAAUCACAAGACUACCUCCAAACAAGCGACUCCGGCCAUGCGGGUCAUAUGCCGUUUCUUCAGCGAGCCCAAUGACAGACGCCGUCAUGGGGACGACCUGAUUGUAACACCGUUUGCCCAGGUACUGGCCAGUUUGAGAACAGUACGGAACAAUUUUGCAGCAUUAACCAACUUGCAGCAAGAAAGAACCACAAAUAAGAGGGCCCCCAUGUGUAACCCACCUUCUCUCCCCAAAGCCUCCUUCACAGAGGAGGCCUACCAGAAGCUGGCCACCGAGACACUGGAGGAGCUUGACUGGUGCCUGGACCAGCUGGAGACGCUGCAGACCCGCCACUCUGUCAGCGAGAUGGCCUCCAACAAGUUCAAGAGGAUGUUGAACAGGGAGCUCACCCACCUGUCUGAGAUGAGCCGAUCUGGAAACCAGGUCUCGGAGUUCAUCUCCAACACCUUCUUAGACAAGCAACAUGACGUGGAGAUGCCCUCUCCACAGACUCAGAAGGAGAAGGAGAAGAAAAAAAAGCCCAUGUCACAAAUAAGUGGUGUGAAGAAACUAAUGCACAGUACCAGCCUCACCAACUCUAACAUCCCUCGCUUUGGCGUCAAAACAGAUACAGAAGACUCCUUAGCCAAGGAACUGGAAGACGUAAACAAAUGGGGCCUUAAUGUUUUCAGAGUCACAGAGUUUUCUGGAAACAGGCCGUUAACAGUGAUGAUGAACACAAUCUUUCAGGAGAGAGACUUGCUCAAGACAUUUAAAAUUCCAUUAGACACUUUUAUAACCUACCUGAUGACCUUAGAAGACCAUUACCAUGCAGACGUGGCAUAUCAUAACAACAUUCAUGCUGCUGACGUAACGCAGUCCACACACGUGCUGCUCUCCACGCCUGCUUUAGAGGCUGUUUUCACAGACCUCGAAAUUCUUGCUGCCAUUUUUGCCAGUGCUAUUCAUGACGUUGACCACCCGGGGGUCUCAAACCAGUUCCUCAUUAACACCAACUCUGAGUUGGCCCUCAUGUACAAUGACUCAUCAGUGCUGGAGAACCAUCAUCUGGCUGUAGGCUUCAAGCUGCUCCAGGAAGAGAACUGUGACAUAUUCCAGAACCUUACCAAAAAACAGAGACAAUCGCUGAGGAAGAUGGUGAUCGACAUCGUAUUAGCCACUGAUAUGUCUAAACAUAUGAACCUACUGGCUGACUUGAAAACGAUGGUCGAGACAAAGAAAGUGACCAGUUCUGGAGUCCUGCUGUUGGAUAAUUAUUCAGACAGGAUACAAGUGCUACAGAACAUGGUGCACUGUGCAGACCUGAGUAACCCCACCAAACCACUGCAGCUGUACCGCCAAUGGACAGACCGCAUCAUGGAGGAGUUUUUCAGCCAGGGGGACCGCGAGAGGGAGCGUGGCAUGGAGAUCAGUCCCAUGUGUGACAAACACAAUGCCUCAGUGGAGAAAUCCCAGGUUGGCUUUAUCGAUUACAUUGUCCACCCUCUGUGGGAGACAUGGGCUGACCUGGUGCACCCGGAUGCUCAGGAUAUCCUGGACACGCUGGAGGACAAUAGAGAGUGGUACCAGAGCACCAUCCCUCAGAGCCCUUCUCCUGCACCGGAGCAGAACGACGAGAGUGGAUCGACGAACACCACAGACAAGUUCCAGUUUGAGCUCACGCUGGAGGAGGACGGAGAAACCGACACAGAGAAGGACAGCGGCAGUCAGGCCGAGGAAGAAGAGGAGGAGGAAGAGGAGGAGGAGGACGACUCCAAAACGCUCUGCACGCAGAACUCUGAGUGUACUGAGAUCCUGCUGGAUGAACAGGCAGAGGGAGAGGAGGAAGGCCAGGUGUGUGAGGAAGCUUCUGUAGAACCAAGUAUGGUAGAGGAAGGAGAGGAAGAGGAAGAGGAAGGAACGUAGCAGUGCAGGACACAUUCGUUCACUGCUAACCAUGUCUCAGUGAAAUGCACAGGCAGAGGGAAGAGUAAUAACGGCAGAGGAGGAAAGUUCCAAAGCGCACCUUGCACUCCACAACCUCGGCCGCUGCUCUCUCCUGGACACACAAGGACACACACACUCUGGUACAUUGUCCUAUUUUGCUCUCAGGAAUAACAUUUUAUUUUUCUUUGCUGUCUAAUUUGGCCCCACCCCCCACCCUGUGCUUCUUGGCCCUUGGAGUGUGUGUGUGUGUGUGUGUGUGUGUGUGUGCUCCCCCUGGCACAUGCUUGGAAGCUAAACCACUGUGCUUUCAUCCCCUUCAUGUGGGCAGCAGUAGGAAAGAUCUGAAAGUCUCACACAGCACAGAGCAGUGAAGAGAGAUGGACUGCAGCAGCUACGGCCACGGGGGGAAAACGGGAAAUUUAUUGGAAUGUGUUCUCCGGCUUUUUCUACAUUUAAGUCUUCCUGAAAACCUGACUAAACCCACACACACACACACAGCUCAGUGCUGUCACGGCCUCUUUGUGUUUUUUGUUUGUUUGUUUGUAUGGUACAUAAAAUUUGAGAUUCUUUUAACGAAUGCUCGUUUUCUUACAACAGCAACAGCAAAGAAAACUUCUAGUGACGAGUAACUUGCAAGUAUGUGUUCAUGUUGGGCAGCGGGGUUUAGUGCGCUACUUUAUAACUUCAUUCAACACUGCUGUGUUUGUUUCGUAAUCGCACGCAAUCUCUUCAGUGAAGUUUCAUUCCUAUUUUUCCCCUUUCUUUCAUUCAGAUAAUAUAAUCUACUUAAACACUUACCUCUAGUGAGCCUCAGCCAGAAUAGUUUUUUUUUUUUUCCAUUUGAUUUGUUUCUUUCUGACUUUUGCUGGUACAUUAUUUAUGAGUGGACACACAUACACAUUUUAAGUAAACCUCAUUAUAUGAAAGCUACAUUACACACACGCACCUUGGCAGGAACGCAGAUGAGGCCAUUAGAUCAAACACGUUUCUGUUUCCUGUUACGCAAACAUUUAGACUGUUUUUUGCCAACAUCCUGUGUUCAGUUUGUCUUGCGUCAGAUCUCAUUUAGCAUUUACUUUUCUACGAGACAAGCAAUUUCUGAGACACAUGAACUGUACACUUUGGUGUGUUAGAAGCUCGGGCUUUUCUAACUGACCUGAAUCGUGCUCCUUAUGAGAUGCCUUUUACAUUUCACUCCACUGGAUCUCGUAUAAAACAUAGUACACAUUGCGUGCGCGCACCAGGAAAUUUUCCAUUUGAAUAUACUGCCUAGAUUAAAGGACUAGCUAAAACCAUUGAAUAAAUUGUCAUUGAUCAUGUGAUCAUACACACAGCCUGUGCAUCAGCAGUUGUACCGUGUGCCACAAAUCGUCCAGUCUGAUCGAAAGCUUUCUUAGGGCUAGAACACAACUCGACCCUUACUCUUCAUGCCAAACCCACACUCGCGCACUGUUCUUGCACUAUAGGACUCUCAGCACUUAGCCAAGUGGCUCUUCAUUUCUCUAUAUUUAUACCUGUAUGUGGUUUUAUUUAUUGGUUCAUAUGUUUUAGUUGCUGUAUAUAUGAAGCAGUACUGUAGAACAUGAACUGUAGCAUAGACGGCAUGUUACUUGCAAGUUACUUUCUUUCUUUUCCCUCCACAUGGUGAGUGUGUACAUAGAACAAACAUUUUAAGGAGAAGAUUCUUCACCAAAACUUGAAUCCUGGCUUUUAAAUAGUAGUGAUUUUGUUAGACUUUUUUUCUGUUUUGUGCCAUUUUUUUUUUUUGCCUCACCAAAAUGACCUUACCUAUUAUGGGUUUUGUUUUGUCUCUGUUUACAGACAUGUAUUUAUUGCAUUGUGUAUAUAUUGUAAUGUUUAUUGUAAAUGAUAAGCGAUUCUUACUCUAUCAUCCCUAAUGGCGAUGGUGUUGCUGUAUUUAGUAAACUCUUGUUGAGAGAACGUUUAUUAUAGCUAUUAUAAUAUGUAAAGAUUCUGUAAAAAAAAAAAAAAAAGAAGAAAAAAAAAAAAAAAAAAAAAAAAGAAAAUGGAAGUAGUCAAACUUUGAGCUUGUUUAAUGGAGAACCAGGGGAAAGCCAAACAAUAUGAUGCCACUGGUGUUUGGCCCCAGGGCUGUGCCUUAACUUCAGCGUCUCUAGAUUUCUCUUUAUUCGUCCCUCUUUGUGGACAAGAGAGCAGUAGUGCACAUGGGGAAGUCCCGCCCGUUUUGCUACCUGAUUAUCAGAGUAAGUGCUACAUUGUAAAGCUAUGGUUCUGUAUGCUGCUGCAGUUUUUUUGCAAUGAGACUGGCACAAAAAGCAAACAUUCUUUGUUCAUUGCCCGGCUUUGAAUGCCACACGCAAUGCACCCCAAUGCAAUAGACACACACAUGUAGGAGAACGGCGGGCUUGCUGGCUGCAUAAAUCCACUCUUAAGUUGUAUGUUCAUGCUGUUCUGAAAUGUGUUCAGGUGCUGUGUGCUACCAUCGUCUCAUCCAGCCUUGUAGAUGUGCUGAUGCACUAAAGCAAAACCUUAGAAGUUUGUAUGUCAAGCCUUUUUUUCGGACACGCAUACUGUAGAUUAUAGCAGCCCUGGACCAAAGCCAGUCGUGGCUAUUACUAUUAUUAUUAUUAUUAUUAUUAUUAUUAUUAUUACUUGUAUUUUUCAGUGUCAUUAAAAGGUACAUAAACUGGUACUUCAAAGUUUAAUUCAUUAGGUUACAUCUUUCAAUGACCUUAAACUUUUUACACUUCUUUCACUGGAUACAUUGUCGUUUGACAGAACUGUAGAACUGCUUCACUCAGUUUGAAGGACAUUUAAAACAAGAAGAAACGUUUUAUAUGCAACAUUAAAAAAUGAAAUAAAAGCAUGAGUUCAUUAA
This is a messenger RNA of Ictalurus punctatus (channel catfish), 8883 nucleotides long. Its product is annotated as cAMP-specific 3',5'-cyclic phosphodiesterase 4D. Gene Ontology annotation, molecular function: 3',5'-cyclic-AMP phosphodiesterase activity. NCBI's taxonomy places the organism in Eukaryota, Metazoa, Chordata, Actinopteri, Siluriformes, Ictaluridae. The coding region runs from base 4134 to 6002 and encodes 622 amino acids. The record is from RefSeq and is a predicted model, not a curated record. Gene Ontology annotation, biological process: signal transduction. Gene Ontology annotation, cellular component: cytosol; nucleus; perinuclear region of cytoplasm. The transcript has 14 exons.